This is a messenger RNA of Symbiodinium necroappetens, 2117 nucleotides long. The record is from the annotation of a GenBank genome assembly. Lineage: Eukaryota; Dinophyceae; Suessiales; Symbiodiniaceae.
ACGGAGCAGAAGCUCAGUGGAAAGCUUCUCCUCUGCGACCUGGCCGGCUCCGAGCGCCUGAAGAAGUCCGACGUGUCCGGGGACGCGCAGAAGGAAGCCAUCGAGAUCAACAAGUCACUGACAGCUUUGGGCGAUGUCAUGGAGUCCUUGGUGAAAGGUGCUGCACACGUGCCCUACAAGAACCACAAGCUCACCCAAGUGAUGUCGGAUGCCUUGGGCGGGACGUCGAAGACCCUGAUGUUCGUCAACUGCUCGCCGGCAAGCUCCAACUACGAGGAGACGGUGAUGACGUUGAAGUUUGCAACCCGAGCGAAGACGAUUACGAACGAUGUGAAGCGGAAGAUGGUCGCAAAGGCGAAACCUAUGCCAAAGGCAUAGCUUUGCUUUUGGCAGACCUGCUGCGUCUGCCAAAGGCAAGUGCAAAGCCCCCGGAGAACGACGGUAGGCUAGCGCUGUCAGGCACUCUCACUCAGAGUACGGAAGCCCAUCAGAAAAUGCAUGAAAACAGUAACAGGCGAUCGGUGAGCCCCAAUCCGACCAAGCCAUCGCCCAAAGCCAAGGGUCGUGCUUCCUCCGAAGCGCCUGGCAGGCCGACAGGCGAUGCCGACGAACCCGGUCCCAAGAUCCUGGAGGCCGAGCUUGUGCCUGCCUGGCGGAACAAGACGGUCCAAGGCCUCUUCUGCGAUCCUUACAUCGAGAACACGAACUUGGAAGGCGGCCGCUCUUCCCAGGCGCUGAGUGAUGUUAUUGAGAUUGGGACAGAGCUGUUGCGAUCGGCGCCCAUCUCAAUGAGCAGCACUGACAUCCAGGCUCUCCGUGCGGCUCUCAAGCAGUUGGGAGCCGCUGCCGAUCGCAGCAACGCCGGCCACGAUGCCUUCGAAGCCCAGGACGGAAUGCGCUGGUGCCAACAGAUGCAGAAGGAGAUCUAUGCACUGCGCGUCGAUGAGACCUGGCUCGUGGAAGGGGGUUGGCGUGGAGAACACGGCAGCCAUGCCAUCAUGUACAUGAUCCAACGAAUGUCGGACAGUGAAUUUGCCUUCUCUGUGCUCAAUACCGGUGCGGGGAUCCACCAAUUUCAGGUCUGCGACCCCUCCAUGAUGGGGAUAGGAAAGGCCCGCUACAGGACGAGGCUCUGUCUCGCUCCGAUCAAGAAGGAGCGCCUGGACCUGCCGUUCCUUUACGCCUUGUUCAGGACCUACUUCGUGCGCCACCGCUGUCACAGCUGUGCCCAGCUCUACGAAGUGCUCCUUCCCCUGCUGGAAGCCGACGAGAGCGUGGAUGCCUGGCCGAGCACCCCACAGCGUGCGGGCACCUGCUAUGCGAAGUGCAUCUUCCUGACGCUGCGCGUUCUGCUUGGGCAUUUUGGUCUCGGCAAGGAUGCUCUGAAGAAGUGGAUGCUGAACUUCCGCAUCGGCUACUUGGAGAAGAUGGUUUCGGACUUGCAGCAGUCCUGCCACAAGCUGACCAUCAGCGAUCGGAUCAUUCUGACCGUGGCCUUGAAGCAAGUCGCUCGCCGCUGCGCACGCGAGGCCUACGCUGUGCCGGCAAGGGGCCGAGUCCACGUGUGCUUACAGAAGAUCUGGUUGGCGGCGCCGCCCAUGCCCUGGCUUGGCUACUUCGCUGCCAAGAUGGAGGCAAAGGAGCCAGCCCUGCAGCUCCCCAAAACCUCCAGCUCUGGCCUUGGAUUUCAAGGUUUCCAGCUCCUGGUGGCAAGUGCUUUGAUCCCUCCGGAAGUGCGGAACGCCUUUGCCGGGCCUUCUGCGACGAAGUCCACGAACCCGCACGUGGACCUCACCGGCAUCGCCUCGGCGAGCGCCUCCGGCCCAAGCCUCGAGGCCGUGCUCCAGGCGGCCUUGAUGUGCGAUCGGCUGGAGGAGGUCCUGGGCUGCUCUCUCCACUCGAAGCAGCUGAUUUUGGGCGUCGUGGAGUCCCUGGUCUUCUGGGAGGGGCAGAGCCUCUGGCAGAAGGAUCUCGGCCAGCUCAAGCUUGCACAGGGCCGAGAGGUACUGGCCGCCAUCCAUCGUCUCGGAGCCCACUACUUGGCGGGCGCUCGCUCGAGCUUCUUGGGCCGCUGUUGGUCCUCGCGAGCUUGCUGGAGCUCUUCGAGCGGGUUCUGA